Styela clava is the source of this 1988-nucleotide messenger RNA. Its product is annotated as ras-related protein Rab-23-like. NCBI's taxonomy places the organism in Eukaryota, Metazoa, Chordata, Ascidiacea, Stolidobranchia, Styelidae. The record is from RefSeq and is a predicted model, not a curated record. Gene Ontology annotation, molecular function: GTP binding; GTPase activity.
UUUUGAAAAUUUGCAGUGCUACGCAGCCAGUUAAAUUUCUACAUAAAUCAAAAAUAGAAUGUCAAUCAUUGGAAUAUAAAAUAAUCAAGCAAUUUUCAAUUGUCUUCCUAAAGUUAUAAUCAUGUUGGAAGAAGAUCUUGAGAUUGCAAUCAAGAUUGUUAUUGUGGGCAAUGGAGCUGUUGGAAAAUCAAGCAUGAUUCAACGUUAUUGUAAAAAUAUAUUUACAAAAGAUUAUAAAAAGACUAUCGGAGUAGACUUCCUUGAAAAAAGAAUAAAUUUAGAUGGCGAAGAUGUUCUUCUAAUGCUGUGGGAUACAGCAGGACAAGAGGAAUUUGACGCUUUAACCAAAGCCUAUUACAGAGGUGCCCAAGGAUGCGUUCUUGCCUUUUCCACAACCGACCGAGAUUCAUUUGAAGCAAUUGAAAAUUGGAAACGGAAGGUUGAAGAGGAAGUUGGUCCAAACAUUCCUACGUGUCUUAUUCAAAACAAAAUUGAUCUUAUUGAUGAUGCAGUUGUCGAACAAGAUGAUGUUGAAAGUCUAGCCAAGAGAUUAAAAUUGAGAUUUUACAGAACUUCAGUUAAAGAAGAUUUAAAUAUUAAUGAAGUUUUUGAUUAUCUUGCGCAACAACACUUGAAGAAAAUUCGCAAGGAAGCUCAAAGGGAAACCGAUGAAAUACAGCCUACAAGGCAAAUUGGUGUUUUCAACACUGCGGGUGGAUCUGCCAACAAAUCAGUUUCAAAUAAUAACAACGGGGCUAAUGCAGGUAGAAACGAUACCAUCACCUUACAACCGAAUAAGUCAAGGGUUGGGAAAAAGAAGUCAGCAUUUUUUUCCAACUGCACUUUGAUAUAGAGAAUAGAUGAGAAGAAUGACCUGUCUGCAAGAGUAUAUUAUGCAUCUAUGAAGAUGAUUGUUCCGCCUUGCUUAUUUUUUUAGGAUCACAUUCUGCUAUCAUUUUUUGUUAGAAGAUUCUAUUUUAAAAAAUUUUUGACCCUGUGAUAUAUUUUGUCAGGAUGCCCGUGGUACUUCCAUUUUGAGUAAUAUGACUACAAUGAAGUGAAAUGGUAACAUAUAAUCCUUUAGACAACUAUGUUAUCUUUAUAUUCCUGGGUUUUUCUUUUUUCACAUUGUUACAAACUUAUGAUUUCAAUGGACCAAAUUACCUAUCCACACUCAUCAUUAUGUUGUUGUUGAACUUUACUAUAAUUAGGCUUUUGAAUAUUUCCUGCAAGCUUAGGAGCAAAGAAAUUGAAUGGAUACAUUUCUCUUCAAUUUAAACCACAUGUAUUAAGAACCUUGUAUUGCUUAUUAAGGCAGCUCCAACUUGUCAUUCCAUCUGGAUAAUUUGAUACAUCCUUUUGUUUCUCGUCUCAUUUGCCAAUGUAAAUUUUAUUUUCGUUGAAAAAUUUUGCUAUGAUAAUGCACAGCAAAUUAAUGUUUAAUCUCUAUAUACCUUGGUGCGUAUUUCUUUAACAAUUUUAUGCACAUUUCUAUUACCUAUGGUAGCCUAUUAAUCUCGUUCUGUAUGUUGCGAUACAAGUUUUAAAUAAUUUUACAGCACUGUUUUCCAGUAUUACUACUAAUACUUUUUAUCUGUUUAUUGGGUGAUUUAUUUGUUUUACAUUUAUAUUCUAAACCCUAUAUGAUUCGUUAAAUUUAAUCAGGCUAUAUUAUAUGUUAUCAAUUAAGACAGCUGAUUUGAAUGAAUACUUCAUGGAAAGUCAAAGUCAAAUUUAAGCGAACUAGCCUGUGGUGUGCUGAGUUUUGCAUGUCAGCUAUUCUCGAAUUGAAAGAAAAUUGCAAGUUUGGUCUUGCUUAUUACUACCUGAUUUACAAUUUUGCACAGAUUGUGAGAAGCCAUAAUGUUUUAAGUCUUAAUCAUAUAAGUAUGAUGCACAAUUGAAAUUAUUUUAGCAUUAGCAAAGGUGCUACCAUGAAACUAUUGGGUCCAAUUUCUGUACUUGAAAUAUAAAUAUUUUAGAAACUA